Molecule: messenger RNA, 1870 nt
Organism: Tricharina praecox
Lineage: Eukaryota; Fungi; Ascomycota; Pezizomycetes; Pezizales; Pyronemataceae
Exons: 2
Coding region: 252-1658 (468 amino acids)
Source: RefSeq, a predicted model, not a curated record
CUCAUUUGGAGUUUGGUCUUGUACAGCAGAGUUUCGGAUCAUUCAUCCUCCCAUCCUCCCGUUGCCGUCUACUGCUACCACUGUGGCCAACAUCCACCAGUGUCCCAAACAGGACGGCCCUGCAGCGACUAUUGACGUCGCCCAUUACCACUGGUUUCCCAUGUCUUGCCCUCUCCUCCACCACUCUCCACCACUCUCCACCACCAUCAUAAACCCCAUCUCCAUCCGUUAGCCUCCCAGCAGCCAUCGUCAUGGCGCCCAUACCCCCCAUCCCCAACCGCCCCUCCUUCACCCGCAAAGUCGCUGCGCGAGUAUCCAGCCUAAUCGCCAAAUUCGAAGCCCUAUCAUCCACACCCGCAACCCGCAAAUCUCCGCUGCCGCGGAAACGGACCAUUGCCAGUAUCGUCACGCCAGGGGCCAGCACGCUCCCCCGCUCCCAAAUCCGGCGGUCGAUCCGGAAGACGUUUGCACGCUGGGAGGUCCAGGAUGUGGAGCGGCCGGUAGUCAAGAUCACGCCCCCGCCCAAGCGGAUCAUCAGGAAAGGGAAGGCGCGGAUGGUGGCCGGCAGGAGGAGGGUCAGCUUGCCGGAGCAGAAGAGGACGGUGCUGGCGGCUGCUGCUGCUGCCAGGAGGGUCGUCAGUGAGGAACUUGACGGGCCCGUGCCGAUGUCGGUCCCGCUGGAAUCUGUGUCUACGUCUGAUACGUCGGCGUCUGAGGCUACGUCUGAGGCUCUGGCUCCGCCCGUGGCGAAGAUUGUUCCCUCGUCAUUUUUUAGGCAGUUAGUCGUCGAGGAGGCGCCCCCACAGCAGAGGACGGGGGUGUUCACUGAUAGUGAGGAUGAGGCGUUGCUGGUUGUUCAGGAGAUGGUCAAGGUCGAUUCGAGGAAGUUUAGGAUUCGGAGGCAGGGGACUACGGGUAGUCUGUGGAAGAGACGGAUCACGCCGCCGAAGAUUUCGGUCAGAGAUUUGGUUUCGAGGUUUAGAGUGGGGGAGGCGAAGGAGCCCGCGGGUGAUGUGGCUGGUGGGGAUGAGGAGGAUGCGCAGGAGAGCGAGACGGAAUCGGAUGAGGAGAACCCAAGUGAGGUGGUUCAUGAGGAUCGGUCUUUGGAGACCGAGGAGAGUAGUUCGGACUCAGAGGCACCUGUUGCACCACAUCCCCCGCUUGCGGCGUCGCAAGAGAUAUCUCAUGUUGUUGUGCAUGGCGAUCUGGUCAUGCCGGAAACUUCUCCAGCCACUCACAUACGGAUAAUCGGCGGCGACAGUAUCAACAAGCCCUUCAUCGCGCUCACGAGACUGGACACACCUCCCCUCCCCUCCUCCAAGAAAUAUCGCAAGACACCACCACCUCUAAGUUUCUUCCGAGCCAAAGCUAGACGUUCCCAAUACAGUAUUGCCCCAUCAGUGGGCAGUAACACGGGUGAAUCCGAGUCUUCCUCGGUCCGGACAGGGACAACAACCGGUUCUACUACCUCAAGUGGCAGCUGCUAUCUCAGCAGUAGCUAUUCUAGCUCGAAAAUGAGCUUUCGAGGUGGAAUCACCAUCUGUGCAGGACUACCGGCGGCAUCGAUCAUCACCCCCGUGCCUGUCAACGCUGUGGCAAAUUCGGCGAUUCUCGCGAUGGUUAGUCGUGUUAAUGAACUGGGGGGAUUCAAGCUCUAGCAGAGCGUGUAUUGUCGGAGAGAAUUGAAGAAGUAUAGAUACGUUUGAGUGAGUCAAGUGAGCUGUAUAGGAGUUAAUUUGUAGGCGGGUUAGAGUUCGUUAGAGUUGGUUACAUUGGCUGGUAAGAGGCAUUUGGUAUUGGAAUUACGCGCGAAUAGCUCCUGUGGUGGAAGGGUCAGAGUCAGUGCUUGUUAUUGCUUUUCUCGUUGGAU